Molecule: messenger RNA, 1546 nt
Organism: Caenorhabditis angaria
Lineage: Eukaryota; Metazoa; Nematoda; Chromadorea; Rhabditida; Rhabditidae
Source: the annotation of a GenBank genome assembly
AUGUUUCAUUUGCCUUGCGAUGGACCAUUUGGAUGUUUCGAUUAUUAUUCCUAUCAAAUAAUUGCAAUUGAUGAGGCUCGUAAUAAUGUCAUACAAUCUGAUAUCGAUGGCACAAAUAUAAUACGAUUUCGAUUGCCGAGUCAGCUUAACAAUGAACAUUUUUGUUGGAUUAAAAUUUAUUACGUAAAUGGGUAAGGGAUUCAUUUUGAAGAAAAAAAAAUGGAAUUUUUGCAGAGAACAAUAAUAUUUUUUCAGAAGAUUCAUCUUGGGAUUAUUAAAAAGCCAUGUGGACAAAUCCUUUCAUCUCAUAACAGUUCGAUUGAAUCAUGAAGAUGAAUCGUGCACAAUUAUUCGACAAGUUCAAACGGGUAUUUCAUCACACGGGUUACGAGUUAGUUUCGUUCUGAUUUUUUACUUUAAUUUUUUCGAACCUUCAAAAUUAAUUCAUUCUUUUUCCAGGUGGAAGCGCAUAGAUCAAUGAGUCAAUUUGUUUUUAGUAUUUGCAACACAAAAAUGAUGGCAAAGCGGAAAAUUCAGAGAAAUUGUGAUCGACAAUCCUUUAUGAAACAAUUAAAAGGUGAACAGAACACAAGGAAAAGUGAUGAAGAUGAAAAAAGUUCGGAUAGUUCAUCAGCUGGAAUCACACCGGAAGAUAUGCCAAAGAAGAAACAUACAGUGAGUGAGGGAAAACCAGAUUUUUUAAAAUUUGAUUUCAAAUAAAUCAAUCAGAAAAAUAUUCCAGAACAUAAUGGAAAGUGUGUUGCUUCUGGUGAAAACUGAAUCAAAUGGUGAAAUCAUCCCAACAAUUUUGUCCACUGGAAGAAGAAGAUAUGGCAUCAAAAUGCAUAGAACUCGGAGUAUCAGACAAUUAAAUCGAACAUUCAGCACAAAAUUUAUGACAAGAUGGCAAACGUUAUCACCAAUUGAUGAAGCUUGUGAACCAUUCCUUUGGGGCAAUAACGCUUGUGUGAUUCCGAAAAAUGAUACCAGUGUUUUCUAUGUAGCUCAUACUAUUUUAAAUCCAAAAAGUGGACUGAUUGCAUCACUUAUGUAUAAACUCAGUCAUCGUUUCAGGUAUAUUAUUAUUAUUAUUUUUUUUUUUUUUUGAAAAAAAAUUGAAGAUGAAUUUAUUUUUAGAACUCAUACACCGGUCACUGAGCCAGUGCAAAAUAAGAUUAGAGGACAAGGGCCGCCGAGUAAACAAAUUUGGAGCAAUAUUGAUAUUAUUCAAGGCUGUCCCACAUUUUUGACUAUGGUAAGAAAAACACAAAACACAAAAAGAAAAAUUUUCAAAUUGUAGAACCCAAAAACUAUGCGAAUCAAAAGAUGGCAGAUUUUACGAGAUAAUUUUGGAAAAUAUGACUGGAAGACGGAUGAGAUUGAUAUUGCGGCGCCGGAAGAUACAGAUAGAAUAAUGUUCCGGUGCAAUGCGGAAAAUGUGACACCGCUUGAGUUUACAAUUAGAUUUCAAAGAAAAAAAUCCGAUGGUCAAUCGACUUUUCAUAAUAUUUCGGUUCCAAGAAUUGUUGUGGAAAAUGAUUGUUAG